Scutellospora calospora is the source of this 1078-nucleotide messenger RNA. The record is from the annotation of a GenBank genome assembly. NCBI's taxonomy places the organism in Eukaryota, Fungi, Glomeromycota, Glomeromycetes, Diversisporales, Gigasporaceae.
AUUAAGUCACAUCACAAGUUUUCGUUCAGUUUCUGAUGAAAUAAAAGAUAUAAUCUUCAAGCUUUAUGAUAUUGGAUAUAGUUCUAAUAGUGCAUAUCAUACUUAUUGGGAACAAAUGCAAUUAAAGUAUGCAAAUGAUGAAGAAAUAAUUAACAUGUUUAGUCAGUUAGAAGAGAAGAUUAAAAAAUUUAAUAUUAAUGGAAAAGGAGACUAUUACCAUGAGUUACAAGAAGCAGAAAAGUUGGUAUAUAUGGAUACAACAGCUAAACUUGACAUUCUUAAUACCCUUCUGACAAUUCUUUCUACUAGUACACCUGCUAGUGGUCUACCACUUGCUGCUAUUCUUACAUAUGAUGAAACAGUAGCUACUUUCACAAAGGCAUUAGAUGUAGUAAAAAAGAUAGUUCCAUCAGUAGUAUUUAGUAGACAGAGAUCUAUUAUUGGACCACAGGUAGUUAUGACGGAUGAUUAUAGAGCAGAAAAAUUAGCAUUGCAUAAUACCUGGCCAAAUGCAACUUUGCUUCUUUGUAUUCAAGCAUAUAAUGUAAUUCAAAUUUUUCAGUUCUUUAUAAAUACUAUGGAUCUUUAUUAUGUUCACAGAUUGUUGGUGGUGGCUUAUAACAAAUUAGAUAAUUUUAUUACUCUUCACUUUGAACUUUCUGAGUGGUUAAUUAGAAUGAAAGAUAAUAUAGAAGUUGUAGAUCUAGAUUCACAGGCUUCUAUAGCUAAACAUUAUAAAGUAUGUAGAUUAAAUCAAAUACCUAUAACAUCUGUAGAAAAAAGAUAUGACUACACUUACUUAACACUAGAUGAAAAGGAUAUAAAAGAUACUUAUGUUCGUCCAGCUGUCACUUCUUUUCUUCAUACCUGUAAUAGAGAUUCAGGUCGAAUUAAUGAUUUAAUUAGUAGUCACAAGGAAGUAUAUCAAGAGGAACAAAAAGAAAAUUCGCAAGUUAAUAAUAUCAAAAUGCAAGAAGUUGAUUAUUCUCUUAUGUCAGCACAGAAAAAACAUCAAAAAAAAUAUCUACAUAACUUAAACCAAGCUAUUUUAAAGAAUAUACCUAAUGGCACAAAUUAG